AGGCUCAGUGGUGGCGCGUGACUUAGAACUUCCGGUCCGCUGAGGCGAUCUCCACGCUUUGAAAAAGAAAAGAAGCGGAAGGAGACGCUGUGUUAACGGACGUCCUGUGGCCGUUAACGUUGACACAUCAAAAUUAGUGUUUAGUUGAGGUUUCUUGGAGUGGCUAUUGUCUUGUCGCCGGAUUUUUAAAAGGAAAACUUAUUGCAUCGAAAAGAAGUCAUGUCUAGUUCAGAAACUGAUGGAUUUGUUGUCCGGGUCCGUGGAUUACCCUGGUCAUCUGCUGCUGAGGAAGUGUUGCGCUUUUUUUCUGAUUGCAAAAUCUUAAAUGGGAUUUCUGGAAUUCAUUUUACGUAUACCAGGGAAGGUCGGCCAAGUGGGGAAGCAUUCAUACAACUGGAAACUGAAGAUGAUGUCAAAAUUGCAAUGAAAAAAGACAAAGAAAGUAUGGGGCAUAGAUAUGUAGAAGUAUUUAAAUCUAACAACAUUGAAAUGGACUGGGUUUUGAAGCACACUGGCCCCAAUAGCCCUGAUUCUUCAAAUGAUGGCUGUGUUCGUCUUAGGGGACUGCCAUUUGGCUGUAGCAAGGAGGAAAUAGUACAGUUUUUUACAGGGUUGGAAAUCGUGCCAAAUGGGAUAACAUUGCCGAUGGACUACCAGGGGAGGAGCACGGGGGAGGCCUUCGUGCAGUUUGCCACACAGGAAAUAGCUGAAAAGGCUCUAAAGAAACACAAGGAAAGAAUAGGGCACAGGUACAUUGAAAUUUUCAAGAGCAGCCGGGCUGAGGUGCGUACCCACUAUGAUCCUCCCCGGAAGUUGAUGUCUGGUUUAAGACCAGGUCCUUAUGAUAGACCGAUGACUGGAAGAACUUAUGGUAUUCCUAGAGGAUCUUAUGAGAAGAUGAGACGUGGAGUGUAUGGGGGCGGUUAUGGAAGUUAUGAUGACUAUAAUGGGUACAAUGAUGGUUAUGGCUAUGGGUCAGAUCAUGGAUAUGGACGAGAUCGGGGAAUAUCUGCACAAGCAUACGCAAACAGUGAAUCUACCUUCCAGAGCACAACAGGGCAUUGUGUACAUAUGAGGGGACUGCCAUUUCGGGCUACAGAGAAUGACAUAUAUAAUUUUUUCUCACCCCUCAACCCAGUCCGUGUCCACAUAGAGAUUGGAUCUGAUGGUAGAGUGACAGGAGAAGCUGAUGUAGAGUUUGCUACUCAUGAGGAUGCCGUGGCAGCUAUGUCAAAAGACAAAGCUCACAUGCAACAUAGAUAUGUGGAACUUUUCCUGAACUCUACCUCUGGAGGCACUGCUAGCGCCUAUGCGACUCAGAUGUCAGCAAUAGGAAGCCAAUCAAGCUAUGCAAGUCCAAGCUAUGCUAGUCCAAACGGUCAGCAACUAAGCACUGCAUAUGGAGUUUAUGGAAGUCAAGCAAGCUUGAGUGCAUAUGGCAGCCAAGCCGGAAUGAAUGGAAGUUACUAUGGAACUGGAAGUAGAGGAUCCCUGGGGAUGAAUGGCAUGGGUGGAAUGUCAAACAUGAGUGGAGGAUGGGGAAUGUAAUUUUUUUUCACCUAUUUAACAGAUACCAAUUACCAGCUUAAACUUGGUUAUGCUUAUGAAAUGUGAAUUCAGUAUACGCAUUCCUUUUCAUUAUGACUAGAAUUCAGCAUAAGCCUUUUCCUAGGUUGAGGAAAAUUCUAGGGUGGCACCAGUGUGUUCAUCACAUGAUUUUAGUUUGAGACCUAAGUUUCAUUAUGUAAGGUAUUUUGGCACUAGUUAUUGAAAUUUUCAUGCCUCUGACUUGUUACGCAUGUGCAGUGUACUGCUUCUGCAGGCUUGAUUUAAUGCAAGAGCAUUGUCAAGCACACAAAGAAGGUUGGUGCAAGCAACAUCAAGAAGACACAAUCUGGAUGGCUUAACUGAUUGUAAUAAAUCUUGUACCCACUUAAAUUCCCAGAAUGUUGAGAUUGAAACCCUAAAUUGUUAACUAAUUGGCAGUGUAUUCUGGUUUAUUGUAUAAAAAUUGUAAAGUGUGGUAGUGCAUUCAUAUUCAACAAAAUUCUUUGAAACUUAAAAUGACACAACUAUAAACACUGGUGAGUGUAAACUGAACAAUUAUGUGCUUAUAUUUGUUGCUUGACUUCAUUUUUUUUAUAUUUGUCUAAAAACAAGUCUCUGGUUUAAUUUUUUUAGGAAGUGAAAAUGAUGAGAAGCAUCUUUGGAUGCUCUAUGGCAAAAUAAAAAUUUUAAUGUAGAAUUUUUCUUUAGACCGUUAUUGUAGGGUUUAAUCUUGGUCUUCAAUAUCUGAGACCUGACAAGUCACUUUUGUUCAUAUUUGUAAGGUGCAAAGUGAAAAUAAACUCACUCAAUAAAACUUUGCCAUUUUUAA
Molecule: messenger RNA, 2377 nt
Organism: Rhincodon typus (whale shark)
Lineage: Eukaryota; Metazoa; Chordata; Chondrichthyes; Orectolobiformes; Rhincodontidae
Gene: hnrnph1l
Product: heterogeneous nuclear ribonucleoprotein H1, like
Exons: 12
Coding region: 220-1548 (442 amino acids)
Biological process (GO): regulation of RNA splicing
Cellular component (GO): ribonucleoprotein complex; nucleoplasm
Molecular function (GO): RNA binding
Source: RefSeq, a predicted model, not a curated record